GGAAGGGAAAAGAGUUUUCUUUCCCUAAAUGCCACAAGUCGAAAGCGCCGAGCCCCGGGCGGCUGCCCCGAGGCGGGAGAUGGUGGGCCGGCGCCGCACGUGAAGGCUUGCCUGAGCACAAGCAGCGGCGGCUGCGGCAUUUUCCCCUGUCUGGAAGCGAGGCAGUUCCAGUUAGUGGCGGCGGCAGGAGCAGCAGCAGCGACGCCGCCGACUAGACUCGCUGCUGCCCUGCCCAGCCCAGCAUGAGCAGCAGCGGCGGGCGCACAAGCGCCCGCGUGGCUGUGAAGAUGGAAGUGGCCCCUUUCUACGGCGAGGAGGGACUGGAGCUCCUGCCCGACUUUGUGCAGCUGCCAGGAUUCGGCGGUGGGCCCGGCGCGGGCGGACCCGCGGUGCUGGAGCCUGCCGAGGAAAGCGGGGCGGAUCCACAGCACAAACUGCUCCUCGCCGGAAAGAAGCAGCAGCAGCGAGACCUGGUCGGGGCGGCCUCCCCCAGCGUCUCCGCGGGCCCCUUCUCGUCGCUGCGCCCCCGCGGCGGCUCCAGCGGCGCCGUGCACCGCCUUAUUCCAGAUGCGUCCGUCGGCGGUGGCCCAGAGGUGGGCCCGGGCGUGCUGCAGCCUCUGCUGAAGCUGCCGGCGGCCGCCGAUCUCGAACAGCUACUUAUCCAGGCGGGCAGCCCGGGUCUCGCCGGUCCAGCCAGCCCCACCGCCGGAGGGCCCUCGGUGACGGCAGGGGCCGCCGGGCCGUUCUUGUAUCGGUCCCCGCAGCCGUCGGCUCAGCAGCAGGCGGUGACCCAGGAGCAGGAGGGCUUCGCCGACGGCUUCGUGAAAGCUCUGGCCGACUUGCACAAGCAGAACCAGCUGCUGGGCGUGCCGCCGGCGCCGCUGUCGCCCACCCAGCACCCGGGGGGCCCGUGCUGCCCGCCACCCCGACAGGACCCCCCCGCCGUCUACACCACCUUGGGCGGCUUCAACCCGGCCAGCCCGUCUGGCGGCGGCACCUUCUUCUCCCCGCAGACCGUGGCCCGCCUUCCAGCGCCUGGCUCGACGGGCAGGGUUUUGGAGGAGCCGCAGACGGUGCCGGAGGCUCCAGUAGUGUCGGUUCCUCCCCCUCCUCCCGCGCUGUCGUCCGGUGAGUCUCCUCCGCCGCCCUCCUCCUUGUCCCCACUGGACGCCGAAAGUCAGGAGCGCCUGAAAGCAGAGCGCAAGCGGCUGCGUAACCGCAUCGCGGCCUCCAAGUGCCGCCGGCGCAAGCUCGAGCGCAUCGCCCGCCUGGAGGAGAAAGUCAAGGCGCUCAAGGGCCAGAACGCCGAGCUGGCCGCCACCGCCAGCCUCUUACGCGCCCAGGUCACCCAGCUGCAAGGCCGCGUCCGCAGCCACCUCUCCAGUGGCUGCCAUAUCAACACCGCCGCCACGGUCCCCGCGCAAACUUCGGCGGUGGCCAGCCAGCCCCCGGGCAGGGAGGGGCCGACGGAACCGGAGACCAGUGCCUGCUGAAGCCGCUCGUGCCCAGACGCGGAGAGACAGCUCAUCGCAGCCUUGCCCUGCAUGGCAAGGAGAGGGUGACCCCUUGAUCACGGUCUGGAGGAGGACCAUGGCAGAGCCACCUUCCGUUCCAUACUCUUUGGCUUCUAAUCGUGCUACUCAGUCAUCUGACAGCUGGGGGAAGGCAUGGGAGAAGAGGUUCCUCUUCUGCGCCCCUGUGCACACACCAGCUCCUAAUGGGAAGCUACAAGAGAGAUCCAACAGCCGGAGAGAAACUUGGUGUAGUGGGGGGAAGAGAGAGAAGAGCUGGGAAGCAACGAUCUGUGCUCCUUGCAGGACAGAAUGGGACAACGGUGUGGCAGAAUUGUCUAUUCCAGAAAGCAACAUUGAUAAAAUAACUUGCAUUAGUCAACCCAGUAUCUUGAUAGUUUCGAGCAUCUCCAGAAAUCUGUCUGUUUCCUGCCAAGGACCCAAGUAAUGAAAGUGACACUGAAGUGAUUAACAACCAGAGGAAGGUGGUGGUGGUGGUGGUUUUUCCAGGAGCACCAAGCACAUGCAGAAACUUUCAGAGGAAAGUGCUGUACCAGUUGAUGUCAUUCUGAGAGUCUCAAGCUACAUGAGGAAGCUUGAGGCUGGAUUCUGCAGCUUGUAAUCUUCAAAACGCUCCAGCUUGAACAUGUGCUCACUUUCUUAGCUUCUCUUACCCCACAUACGAAGAAGAGCUUUGCAGAUCAGACACACAAAUAUUUGCAUCUUGUUGGUGGAAGUCACAGAGCUCUUCACAGAUAACACCUGAGCUCAUGGUUUGGACAGAAGUUAUAUUUGUUGAAGACUUUUUGCAGUUUAGAAAUCCUUGAAUUUUAUUUUUGCUCUUUUUUCUUUUUGUGGUGGAAGGUAAUUAGACUCAACUUGUAUGCUUUUCUGCAAAGGCUGCCAGGGAUUGUUAAAAACUCAACUAUAUUUAGCUAAAGGCUUAUUUAUUGCUUUCUUGUAGAUUUUCUAUGGUAGGAUGUCAUGUCUGGUUGGGGCAAAGUAUGUCAUGCAAAUGGCCAGGCAUUUGAAUAGAUCAGAAAUAUUUUUAGAAAUAACAGUCUCUUCAGUUUGCUUAUGGGUAGUUUUAUGAAAUGUUUCUCAAGAAUUUUACAGAGCUUUAGCUAAUAGAGGGCUAAAUCAGUCUUGCGUACAGAGAGACAAGUCAUUAUUUUCUAGCUAUGGCUGUUGACAUUUUCUAGAAUUACUCCAAGUUUGAGAGUGACACAGUUUAAACAUUUAGGCAACUAUGUAUACUGUAGAAGUGGCAGUGUAGUUUUUCUUGGUGGUACAGUGAAAGCCUAAAAAAGAACAAUUACUGUACACACGUUUCAGUUGCAGCUGAAUUUUGGAUUUCUGAUGUUAGAGAUUCUGCCUGCUAUGAAUGUGCAGUGCUAACGUACGGCAAAAGAAGAAGGUGUGCCACAUAAUAUUUAUUUAAAAUUUAAUGUUUUAAGCAAUGCUUUUGCCCCUAAAUUUAUGAGCUCCAUGUUAUUUCUUGUGCCAGCACAAAUUUGGUGCAUUGGUAGACUUAUUUAUUGAAACUCUUUCCAAUGUCACCUUUUAUUUUUAUAACAUGCAAGAUGAUAAAUGGUUUUCGAAGAAUAAAUAUCAUAUCCUUCACUGUGUACAUUCCAGCUGUGUUUGCUCUCUUUGUAUGAUGUUAUAGUGAGUUUAAGUGCUAUACAGCAAAAAAAAAAAACCAUACAAACUUAGAUUGGAUUUUCUUUAAAGAUAAAAUUCAGUUGUACUGUGUUUUGAAUAACUUAGAAAUAUGGAUAAGCAUAUAUAUAUAUAUUUUCAGAAGAACUAUGUAUAAGCUAUUUUUGCUGUUGUUUUCAUUGUAAAGUAUUCUCUAGUUCUCAGGGUGGGAGGGGAAAAAGGGAAGCAUUCAGCAUUCUUUUAAGGAAUUACUUGGUUGGAAAACCUGUUGAGUUUUAUUUUCAAAUGGGAUCAGAAAUGAACAUGUUGCUUCCGGUUUGUUUUAGCUGAGAUUUUUGGGAGUUUUCUGGAUAAAUUUUGUCAGUGUGUAUUGGAUGAUUCCCCCACCACCAUCCUCACUUCAUUGUAUAGACUUAGAGCAUGGAAUUGAUGCUACUCCAGAUGCAGUUUUAUUCUGUCCAGUGAUAUUUUUUCAGUGUAAGUUCUAGAGAUCUGUGCAACAACGAUCCUAAGCUGCAAAUUCUGUAUACAGAAAGAGCCGAUGGUAGAGUUAAUGAAUUGAGUUCACUGUUAGUCCUACUUAAAGUAGAUUCAUUGAAAGUAUUAGGACUUAAAUUAGACUAACAUUGGAUAUAAUCUGCAGAUUAAUUUCUCAGGAAGUACUGUGGCAAUCUAGUUUGAUCACUUGAAACAGAUAAGUGGUUAUUUUCCUGUUGCAGUGUUUGUGAACAAUUAUUUUCCAAUAGAAUUGUUCAUUAGGAACUUUGCUAUUUGGAAUCAUAUCACUGCAAACCCGUGAAAGAAUUUUGCAUUACCUUUUUAGAAAAGAAAAGUAAACUUGGGGAAGAAAAUAUAAUUCCUUUGGCCAGAUCACCUUGAUUUAAUUUCCAGUACUUCAUGAAUAAUAUUUCCUUUCAUUUGUAUUUGUUGCCUUUUCAUACAUCAUGUUCUUUUUCUUGUGACAUAUGAGUUCCUUCCUUGUCUUUUCAGUUUUCUUUAGUUCUGAAAGUAAGCUUCCUUUAGUUUAUGUCAGAAAAAGUAUUUCUCUUUAAUGAAUUAAAAGUUGCCAUUUUUUCUAGAGGAAAUGCUGUAAAUGCAUAUUUUUAUACAUUUAGCCCAUUUUCCUAUCCCUUUUUGCUGCCCCUCUGAUAAAUUUCCAGUUUGUAAUAUUUUUGAGAUGCAAAAAACAUAUUAUUGAGAUGCAUAUUAGUCUAAUCCCAGAGGAAACUAUAGUAGUAAUGGACACCUUUUAUAGCAAUGCUUAAAUGUGAUACCUGAGCAGUGCAAAGUAGAUAAUAAAUGAGCUCUACAAAGUGUAUCCCUUAGGCUGAAUCCAACACAGCACCCACAUCUUUAUAUAGCUGAAAAUGCUUGAUGGGUCAACAUUUCUUGAAUAGAUGCUGUUCUAGAGUACUACAUCUCAGAAAAAAGUUCUGGUUUAGUGAAAUCACUAUUGUUCUCCCUUUUUAAAUGCACCUGGGAGGCGAUUCAAACCCAUAGCCUAUUUCCUAACUUCUGUAAUAAGAACACAGUAUAAAAAUGGUUGUGUCAGAGGCUGAAGUUCAGACAAUUCCUUUUCUUGACAAUUAUAUUGUGAUCGGCAGGGCUGCAUGUUACAUCAGUUUUGCCAAAAGCAAAUUGUGCUACUUGACAUAUUUGUAGUGUUCUGGGUUCUUCGCCUUUUUCCUACUCUUAUGUUAUAUGGGUUGUAUCCCAUAUUAUUCCCUACUUAGAGGAGACCUAUUUAAACUAGCUGGACUUAAGUUAAACUAACGGAUACAAUUCAUUGCUACCAGUAACUUUGUAUUUUCUCCUUUUUUUCUUCAAAGUUCUAUUCGUUGGACAUUUUUUCUAAAUAUAACUCAUUUGGGGCAGAGUGGCUCCUUUGUUGAGCAUUUUAAAUAUGAUUCUUUCUAUAGUUUUCUCAAAGUACUAUCUACCCUACCACUUUUCUAUAAGUGGCAUCAUGCCAGUACUGUUGAAAUGCUGCAUCAUCUGUGGCUGAACAAUUUGAUUUCUGUUCAGCCAGUAACAAAUGUUCUUAUUUUGCAGGCUAAGGAGUAUUAGAAAAUCAUUUAGUGUUGUUAAAACCAUUCCUUUACCCAGCAAAUUCUGGGUAUAUCUUGUUCAGUGUCUGAGUAAUCAUUCCUUUAAGAGGUGUUUUUUCUCAUCAGUAUUCCCCUUUCAGUCCAUUCUGAUCACUUGUUUGUGUAUAUUUGAACAGCUGUAACAAACCAGAGUUGUUUGGUUUCUUUUCUUAAACUUUGGCUUUUGCCCAUUAUGUAAUUUUACGAACACAUAUACACACAUAUCCAGGAAAAAAAUAUUUAACCUGAAGGGUACUCACCUGCAUGACCACUUCAGGAGGCAGAUAUUCCAGUUUCUAGUGAUGUUGACUGUUCAGGUGAUGUCCAUUGUUGAACUGACUUGCUGUUGCCAGGGAAAAAGGAUGUCUUUGGGGGAAUUUAAAUCUUUGCUGUAAGUAGUGAGAGGGGUCCAUGGGCAGCUGCUGUUUCUGUGCAGCUCAGGAACAUUCAGGUAGUAGUUCUCGUCUUUGUGUGGCCUGAAAGGCUGACUAAUUUGUUACUAACUUAGCAAGUGAUGAUGUGUCACAACUCCUACCCAAAGCCUCUUUUAAACACACGGAUGGGAUAGCUGUGGGAUAGCUGUGGCUGUUGGCAUUUCAAUCUUUGGGUGGAAGCUUAAGUUCAGGUGCGGACAGCAUUCCAACACUCGUCUUAAGUUUUUUGUAGGGUUGGCUGCAGAGGAUUAUGCAUGCCUUCAGAGCAAGCUUUUUCUUCAGUGACAAGAAAUGAACUGUUAGCUAACUGGUGCUUUCCCUUUUUUAAACCAUUGCCAUGAAAGGUAAGAGUGCAGUGUUUUUUGUUUGGAAGCACCUGGAAGCACAUCUGUGCUAAAUGACUUUUCAAGACUUUUGGACAGGAGCCAUCUUCAUCCAAAUACUUUUUAAGUCCUAUGGAUUUCAGUCAGAGGGAACUAAGCAUGGACUUAACCCUGCCAUUAAAAUCAGCAAGAUAUAAAAUGCUUUUUUUUCCAAAGCAUCCCCUGGCUUUUUAUUUUUUAUUUUGAAGCCAGAAUAUAUUUUAAAAGCAUUUCUCUAUCAAAAUUCUAUACAAAACAUAAAGGAAGCAUUUUAAAAAUUAUAGCUUUCAACUGCAAAGUGAGGCUAACCUGUUAGAGAUAGCAAAGCUCAGUGGCUCAGUACCCACUGCUUCUAAUUUCUUAGCUGGCUGAUAUGAAUUGCUGUUGGUUUUAUUCACUGUUCAGCAACUGUAUCCUAAACAGACUUCUUCAACAUGGAGACAUUAAAUUUGAUCACUACCCUCAAUUUGGUUGAAUAUAAUUUUUUCUAUCCCAGCUUUUUUAUUUUCACAAGGAAUCCAGGUUGCUCUACAUAAUCAACCUUUUCUCCAUUUUUAUCCUACCAAUAUCCCCGUGAGGUGGGUUAGGCUGGAAGUCAGCAGCUGAUCCAAAGCCAUCCACUGGGGACUAGCAUCUGGACCUCCUACCCUCCAGUCAAGCAUUCUAACCAGUACCUCUCACUGGUUUUCAGCUUAUUAACACAAAUGUUUCCAACUGGACAUUCUGGCAGAAGUAAAUAUUGCAGCAAGCCUGCAUCUUAAAUGGUAAGGAGGUGAUAUUAUUUUAGGUGUAAGAUUGCAUGUUUCUAUGCAUACUUAAUCCUAGAAAUGCUGACUUGCUUGGCAACUUGGGAUCCGGAAGCAGGAGGCUCAGAGGCUGCCCUCUUUGUUCUGUUGCUUAUCCCGCUAGCCUUGUGGAGCUAGCAGAUUUGAUACUGAGGAAAGUUUGUACUUUCCUUGAUUAAGCAUGAAAACCUAAUUUUAUUUUUCAAGCAACCAAUAAAUUUAGUUUGAAUUAUAUUUAGCUUGUAUUUCUGACAUCGCUUGUGCGUUUUCCUUCCUCAAAAGCAGACAUGCUGAGACUUGGUAAUACAGUGAUAAAAUGUGAACUUGCUUGUGUGUUGCGAAGGUCUGUGUAAGCUACUAGCAGCUCCUCAAUUAUGAUAUUCUUGAUGAGCCUUAAUAAUGAAGUUCUGAAUGUUUGUGCAGUAGUGCUACUAAAGUGCUUUGAUGCAAGUCAAGAUUAAUGGGUGGAAAGGGAAUGCAAAUGUCUGUGCCUCUGUGAGAAAAGACUUGCCCUGAAGUCCUACCAAGCUGCUUAUAUUCCAACGAUAAGCACAUUUACUCAGAAGUAAGACUUUUUGGGUUUAUAUGGGGGGGGGGUUUAAUCCCAGGGGUAUGUGCACAAAUUGACCUUUUAUGAUGUUUUAUGACUAGUCAUGAUGGAAAUAGUCAAGACUUAAUUAUUGGGACAAAUUGUCAUAACCAUUGUAUAGGUUCUUUAUAAUAAGCAAAUUCAUCUUCAAACAUACUUAACACCCACCCAUCAUUACAAUAUUAAUAUACAGGAAAGAUAUAUUAGUAUAUAGUAGAGCAGAAGCAGGGGUCUGUGGCUGUCCAGGAGUUGGACCAUCUCCCAUCAGCCCUGACUGUAUGUCAUACUUGCUGGGAUGGAUCCAACAAUUUCUGGUGGGGUAGUUUCCCCAGCCCUGUACCAGGGGAGAAAUUGCUUGGGCUCAGAUACCUGGGUCCACAUCUCAGUUCAGUUAUAAUGAAUCCUUAGGGGAGUCACUUAGUGUUUUGCAAAGAACUUAAGCUACACAUGUGAGCAAGACCUGUGGAACUCAGCACUGCUGGCAAAACUAACAGAUCAAGGCAGUCUGUUCUUCAGAUGUGAAAUCUCACUGAGAUGGCAAAGUCACUUGGAGAGUUAUGCCAAAUGGCCUUUCCUGCAAAAAAGGCUGUUGACCGAGCUGCUUUGUUUCCACUGAUGCAGAAAGUCUGGAUAGCCUUAGGAAAUUCCAUUUUUGGUGCUGAUGCCUUGAGCACAGCAGUUUGUGUCUGUUCAUUGUUAAUCAAGCAGUAGAUAAUUUCAAAUAGAUUCUUUGAACUGUAGUUAUUGCAAAAAUAUUUUGAGUUAUUCAUAGCAGUUGAGAAGUAUGUGUUAUUCAUUGUGAAAGUGGGAUUCAUAGGCUUAAUUUUAAUUUAUGUAAAGAAAUCCAUGUAAGUUGCUAUAGAUACUGUACAACUGAAGUAUUCCUAAAACCACUUAAGACUUUGCAUGCUGGUAACAUAAUCUUAUUUGCCUGAAAUGUUGCCAUAUCACAGCUCAUGUGCUGGCACAGUGACUGGUAAGAGUCAUCCUAAGAACUCAGAGGUUUAAAGCAAAUUUUAGGAUCAGGCCCAUAGUAAUUACCAGUUUUAUAAAAUUCAGCAGAAUGAAGUGGUAAAGCUUUAUAAGGACUGUGCCACUUCCCACUGCAGCUUGGGGGCGUCAUGUCGUCGUCGUCAUCAUCAUCAUCUGGUGAAGGAAAGCCUUCCCUCCUAAACAUCUAGGCCAAAAGAUUGACUAAGCUCACCCAGUGAGAUCAGAUGGAAACCCAGGACUACCUAAUCCAAAGUUAGCCUAUAACAUUGACUCUUGAAUGUGUAAAACACCAAAAUGUUUCCUUAAUUUUGUUCAUGUUCCUGGGUUAAUGGCAGCUCUUCCCUUCUAUCCUCUUGUCUUAAACAUGUGGCAUUACUUUUUCAAGAGAGAAUUUGCUUACUUGCUUAGGCUUACACAGUAUUUGCAGCAGCCUAUGAGGUUUUGAAUGUCCUCUUAUUUAGAAGGUGUUUCAGCACAAAAAUACCCUUGUUUUCUGUUCCCUCUGCCUUUUAUCAAAAGAAUAUAUGGCCAUCCAGUGAAGGAAAUGUUCUUUUGAACUUUUGCUGAGAUUCCGGAAUACUUUUCUGCACAGCUGUCUUCUGAUUUAAUAACUCCUGAAUUGUAACUUGCUGCAGCACACGGGAGAGAUGAAAAAAUGUUAGAAGGGGGAAUUGUGUUCAUCUAGGAAAUUGUAGUUGAUGGGUCUGAAGAUUUGAGAUGAGAGAUUUCUUGUUGCUGAGCUAUGGUUGAUAUAGCUGGCCUGAGAAAUGUGUUUUGAACAGAAGAGGCAACUUGGAGGAGUGCUGUAUUAGUUGUGUAUUAGUUGAGUUAUGAAGAGGUUAUACUUAGAGUAGUCCAAUUGAGUUCAGUGGGUCUGUACUUCCAUAGCACAGAGUCUGGAUCCAUGAAAACAGAGUGACCUGGGUGCAUGGAUAAAUUACCCAGUCCACCACUUGCUUUCUUGUAGCGGCUCAGAAUUUGGGUCAUGCUUUGAUUUAGUUUUGAGAACAGAGGUGCCUGCUGCUUUUCUUUAGCUUUCUAAUCAGGGUGAGGGGGAUAGGGGUGGAGCUCACUGCAGGUCACUGCUGUUUUGGCUUGCUUCCUUUUGAACCAUUUUGCAAUGUUUACCUAAGUGACAGUGACACCCACAAUCAAAUGCAAUCAAGUGAAGUAUUGAUGCAAAUGAAUUAGUUUAAUUUUUUCUUAUUCUAACAAAAGCAAGACUGGGGAAAGGUAUUGUACUUUAAGCAAAUAUGACUUUUCAUGUCUUUCUUCUGUACCAUUCCACUGCAGAACUAACCUUUACUGAGGGGUAGAAUGUGAUGAGUUUAUAAUUCUGCCUAUUAGCUUAUGGCUUAAAAUACUGCAUUUGUAAUAUUGAUGCUGAAUUUUGGAUAGCUCCCAAUAUGAUUAUGCACCCCCACGAUAGGUCCAAGAUACCAGUGAGUGCUAAGGGAGUGUAGCCCUAUGGUAAAGUAGACAAAUGGGUUUUUCUGAGGUGUGUCAUAGAGAUUCUCAUCUCCUUCAUUCAUGGUCUCAGAUCCAACAGCCAUACCAAAACAGGGUGGGCCUUUUGGUGACCAGUAACUGGUUACAGAACAGAAAACAAGACUAGGAAUUAAUUUAUCAAUGAUGGGGUGCAUACAAUGGCCCCCACCCCACAGGGAGCUGUAUUGAGAUCAGUUUUUCUAACUAGUCCAUAAAUGACCUGGGACUUCAUGCUGAGGCAUGAGAUGACCGAGGCUGUGGAUGAUGCUAAAUUAAGUAGAAUAGUUGAAACAAAACAGGAUGACGAGGAGCUCCAAGGGACCUCUCCAGACUUGGGGCAUGGGCAUUAGAAUGGUGGAUGUGGUUCAGUGUAAACAAGUGCAGCUAUGCAUAUUCGAGCAAAAGAGCUUUAUUUCACAUUUAUUGUUGUUGUUAUUAACAUUUCUAUACCACCCAUAGCCAAAGCUCUCUGGGCUGUUCAUAAGUCUCCCAUCCAGAUUUCAACCAGGCUUGACCCUGCUUUGCUUUCCAGAUUAGGCACUCUCAGGCUUUUCAGGCUAUCCAGAGGCUGAUGGGUUCUGAACUGGAAAAGGAUCUUGCAGUUGUAGCAGAUAGACUGUUAACAUAUUGACCUUAUUGAGUGCUGUGAAAAAAGGAUAAUUUCCUGUUGAGCAUUUGGAAAAUAAUUGAAAAUAAAACUGCCAGUGAGUACUUUGUACUGGUCACCAUGUUUGGAAAAAUGCAGUAGAGAGGGAGAAAUUGCAGAAAAGGACAACUAAAAUGACCAGUGGGCUAGAGCAAAUCCCUUUUAAGGGAGGUGACAACAUCAGUAGCUCUUUAGCGUACAGUAAGGGGGUCAUGGCAAAUAUGCAUACAAUUAUGUAUGGUGCGGCAAAAUGGAUAGAGAGAGGUUUUUUCCCUCCAUUUCUCACAAUCCUAGAACCUGGGAUCAUCCAGUAAAGCUGAAUGGUGGGAGAUUCAGGACAGAUGGAAUGGGGCCUAGUCAAAUGGUGGAUGGUCAAGCAAUGGAAUUUACCACCCCCAAAUGUGCUGAAGUCUGCUGGUUUGCAUGAACAUCCCCAUUGAUGGAGGGGGAUGAAUAAGGCAAUCCAUGGCUGCUCAUCAUGGUGGCUGUGCAUGUCCCUCCAGCAUCAGAGGCAGUAGGCCUCUGAAUACCUGAUGCUGGAGCAGACAGACAGGAAGGUUCUAUUGAGGACUUUCCAGAGUUAUCUGGAUGGCCACUCGGGGACCAAGAGGCUGUGCUAGAUAGGCCUUGGGUCUGAUUUAGUCAGACUGUUCUAUGUUCAUAUUCCUUGAGCAUCGACAGACUUGGAAUGCCAUGUUCCAUGACUGAAACAGUGUUUCUACCUUUACAUUUUGGAUCUAGUUGGUCGUAAAUUUGGGAUCAUGCUUUUAUUUGAAAUGCUACAUUCUUGGGUGGUACCUGCAUUUCCUAGCUCAUAGAGCAGGCUGGAUGAUGAAUUCAAGACUGCAUCCUGUACUGCAUAAGCUACGUUUCUUCAACCCUUUUUUCAAAACACCAGCAUAUGGUUAUCCCAUGCUUUAGUCUUAGUUAGCAUCCAGAUUUGCAAGGCUUAGGACAGUAUAUGGGAAAGCAGGGGAGGUGUUUUUUCUGAGUGGGUGAGGAUACACCGGGAAUGUAUCCAGAAUUAAGCUAGAAGGAGCUCAGGCAGGAUUAUUUUUACAAACUAGUUAACUCUAAUAACAAAGUCUUCCUAAACCAGAGCAGCUUGUGGGCAGCUUGCAGCCCUCCGGAUGCUUCUUUGGCCUGCAGCUUCUGUAAGCCCUAGCAAGCAUCGCCAUUGGUGAAUGAUGGUAGGAAUUGUAGGUCAACACAGUGAAGACUACCAAACGCCCACUCUAAGCAGAAGUACAGCUACUUUCUAAUAUUGAAGCCUGCCGUACAGCUUGCAGUUUCCAGAAAUCUUGACUUUAGUUAUACUAACAAAGUAGGAGUUGAAAAAAUGAUUUAAUGUCUACACAAAGGUAACUAUAGGGUGUGUUUACACUCAACAAAAACACACUACUUUUACUCUACAACCCACAAUUAACUCCUCUGUAUCUGUGGUGUGUGAUGUCCAGACCCAGGCCAAUGGGUUGUUUAAGGGAUAACUCAACAAGAAAUCAUGGUUUAACCACAGGGUUAACCCAUCAGUUCAGGUUUGGAUGCCCUGCUCAACAAGCUUACAAAGAAGCCAGUCAUGGUUUGUGUGGUAAACACAACAGUGGCGAGUGUAAUCCCAGAAGCACAACUGCUUGCGCACAGCUCCUCAUCGGUUUCUAAACCAAUGGGUUGUCAUUGCCUAUGAAUCAGGUCAGUGAGUUCAAAAUGACUUCUAGGAAACCUCAUAGGAGUGUAGCCUCACAUAGGUUAAUGGCAAGGCUUUCAUUAAUGAUUUCUGGAUUGAAUGUUUGCUGACUUUUGGCAAGCAAUAUUUUUGGAAGAUUUGACUAGGGAUGAAGUAUGACAUAUAAAACACAGAUCUUAAUAAAAAUGCAUCUGGGGCAGGCCCAAUGUAGUUUUUUUAACAUUACCGUUCGUAAUGCAUAGAACUAGAAGCUAUUAAUUAUUACUGAUGAAGUGGUUUUCGAUACUUCCACUUGACUAAAUGUACAGCUUGAUUUUGUGUUUGUGAGUGUGUGUGAUUGAGGAGGCAAAAUGCUAUGCCUCUUAAUUGACUAGUGAGUUAAAUCCAUGUUUACAAGGAUACUUCCAAUUUGUACUGCCAAACAGCAGUUUUGUUUUCUUAUGAAUUAAGGUUAUGGAUGACUUUAUUACAGUAGAUCUUGAGAUGGCAAUUUCGAUUCUCCUGCCACCACAAACAGUGGGCCUUUUGUCAAUAACUUCAUGGGAACAGGAUUGGAUCUCCAAAGCCUUGUGUUGAGCACUUAUGACUAAAAGGCCCUGUAUGUCUAUUGGAUAGGGUGCCCCUGUGUGUAGUGGCUAACAUGGCCGUUCUCUGGUUUUAUCACUUAGUGACUCGGAUCUUUAAUGGAGGCUGAAAUGAACAUUCUUAAGUGGGAGAUACGGGCGUUCUGGAAUGUAGAACAUUCUCGUGCUGCAGUUGUUUACAUAAUAAAAAGAUUACAUUUAUGACUUUGUAAUCUGCAAUGUGCAAUUUUGUACAUGUUGUGUUAAAAAUAAGUUUAUAAGAUACUGUAUGUAUAAAUACUUGACUCAGUAUUUGAUAUAAAUAUCAGAACAUUAAAACAGCUUUAUAUUCAUACCA
This is a messenger RNA of Varanus komodoensis (Komodo dragon), 13162 nucleotides long. Its product is annotated as transcription factor jun-D-like. The coding region runs from base 243 to 1493 and encodes 416 amino acids. Gene Ontology annotation, biological process: regulation of cell cycle; regulation of cell population proliferation; regulation of transcription by RNA polymerase II. Gene Ontology annotation, molecular function: transcription factor binding; DNA-binding transcription factor activity, RNA polymerase II-specific; RNA polymerase II cis-regulatory region sequence-specific DNA binding. The transcript has a single exon. NCBI's taxonomy places the organism in Eukaryota, Metazoa, Chordata, Lepidosauria, Squamata, Varanidae. Gene Ontology annotation, cellular component: transcription regulator complex. The record is from RefSeq and is a predicted model, not a curated record.